AUGUCGACACAACAGACAGUGCUCGGGGAGGCUUGUCCGCCUUAUCCGCAACCUCGGCCGAGGUUACCGACGAACUUUCCUACUGUUUUAAAGGAAUUCACGCGUGAGGUGCUGCGAGCGCAACCGCAUGAUAUUCUUGAGUGGAGCGCGGAAUAUUUUAAACAGCUCGCCCUCCUAUCCGACCCCUCCUGCCGCGUUCAACAAGCAAAAACCCCCCAAAGCGAUUUAAAUUAUGCUAAGGCCCAUGCCACUUCUCCUGUUGCUACUCCUGUUAAGGAAGAAAAUGGGAAGGGUAGGGAGGAGGAGGAGGAAGAGGAAGUAUUGACGGAAGAAGUGCUGCUUCUAGCUUUAGCCUCUCUGGAUGAAUCUCAUAAAGGGGUAAUUAGCAUCCAGGAGUUACGCGGCGUGUUGAGCGAGCACUUUAAGCUCAGCCCUGUCCAGUAUCUUUUUCUGAUAACGGCUCUCCCCACGACGGUAACGCACCAGGAUGAUAUUAUUGAAUACGAGACUUUUGUAAAGCAAUGCGCAUUUCUUUUGCCGUUUUUACAGCAUAUAGAGCAGGAUUUUGACUCGGUAGUUCAUCAAAAUCCAGAUGUGGAAAUUCACGGUAUGAACCGUGAAGAUCUAGAAAGGGAAUUCAGCAACUAUUUUUUUGAGCUUGAUAAAGAAUGCAAAGGGGUGAUUUCCUGGGGAGAAUAUUGUGAUGCCAUAUUGGAUGCACCAAUCCCUUUAACAGGCCGAGAUGUGCAGAUUAUUACUUUGGAAUGUAAACGCUAUAGAAGCGAUUAUGGCGAGGAAGUAGCGUACACUGAGGAGAUUCAGCAUCUGUUUGAGCGUUUAAUCCUGUCAUUUUAUUUGAACGAGUUUAUUUCCAAAGUGAUAGAAGGGGGGUAA
Messenger RNA from Phytomonas sp. Hart1, 894 nucleotides. The record is from the annotation of a GenBank genome assembly. NCBI's taxonomy places the organism in Eukaryota, Euglenozoa, Kinetoplastea, Trypanosomatida, Trypanosomatidae.